UGCAGAAGAACAGCCCUGGACCGCAGCAGGGACGGUUAGCGUGCUCAGUUUAAACUGCCGGAAAUCUGGAGACAUUCUAUCCGUAAUUCCUGCCUCUCAUUCACAGAACAGGCAGGUUAAUCUGACGCGAGGAAAACAUAACGCCGGAGUUUUGGGAUAAACGGCUGAAAGAUGGCAGAGAACACAGAACAACACGAGGCCAAACACGACGGCUCGGCAUCUAGUGGGAUGACAGACCAGGAGAAGGAACUGGCCACCAGCGCGUAUGAAGCUUUUCUGGCUGAGAAGUACGAGGAGUCUCUGAAACACCUGGAAACUCUCCAGGAGCACAACAAAGACGACUACAAGAUCGCCAUGAACAAAGCUGUGGUGGAGUUCUACAAAAGCAGCCAGACCACCACGGGGGUGCUGAAGCAGACCCUGACGGCCAUGAAGAACCGGGUACCUGCACGUCUCCGGCGACGGUCGGGCGUGGAGGCAGCUCCGUCCCUGACGGCCGCUCUGUCUCUGUUUCAGCUGCACUCGUCCUCCGAGGACGCCGACGGUCUGGACGACGUGGAGAACAGCCUGCUGUACUACAACCAAGCCAUCAUCAACUACUACACCCGCCAGUACUCGGAGGCUAUCUCCAUCGGAGAGAAGCUCUACCAGUUCCUGGAACCCUUCGAGGAGAAGUUCGCCCAGGCUGUGUGUUUCCUCCUGGUGGAUCUCUACCUGGUCACCUUCCAGCCUGAGAAGACCUUCCACCUGCUGGCCGUCCUGGACAAACUCUCUGCUCAAGGAAGCAGCAAGAAUGGCAAAACCGAGGGCAGCAGUUCUGGCAAAGAUGGAUCCAACCAGAGGGCAGAGUUGGCAGCCAUGAUUGAAGCAGCCAAGUCCAAGAUGCACCAGUAUAAGGUGAGAGGAUACAUCCAGAUGAAAUCCUCCAAGGCCUGCAAACGAGAGAUCAAGUCAGUGAUGAACACAGCUGGCAACUCUGCGCCGUCGCUCUUCCUCAAGAGUAACUUUGAGUAUCUGAGAGGAAACUACCGGAAAGCAGUGAAGCUGCUGAACAGCUGCAACAUCUCUGAUCACCCGGGCCCCUUGAAGACGGGGGAAUGUGUUCGCUGCAUGUUCUGGAACAAUCUGGGCUGCAUCCACUUCGCCAUGGGGAAACACAACCUGGGUCUGUUCUACUUCAAGAAGGCCCUGCAGGAGAACGACCACACGUGUGCUCAGCUGGGCAACAGCAGCAACGGACAGUCUAAGAGCUUCUCCGGCAUCCCCAUGUGCGCGCUGCUGGCCAACAAGCGCUACGAGCUGCUAUACAACUGUGGGAUCCAGCUGCUGCACGUGGGCCGGCCCCUGGCGGCCUUCGAGUGUCUGAUGGAGGCGGUGCAGGUCUACCACUCCAACCCGCGGCUCUGGCUCCGGCUGGCAGAGUGCUGCAUCGCCGCCAACAAAGGCGGCUCAGAGCAGGAGAACAAGGGCUUACCCUGCAAGAAAGGGAUUGUUCAGUCGGUCAUCGGGCAGGGCUACCAUCGGAAGAUCGUCCUGGCGUCCCAGGCUGCUCAGAACACCAUCUACAGCGAGGGCCAGUCGGCCGCCAUCCCCGUAGCCAGUAUGGAGUUUGCAGCCAUCUGUCUGAGGAACGCUCUGCUGCUGCUGCCCGAACACCAGCAGCAGGACGCCAAGACGGACACCAGCUCCAAGAGCUGCAGCCAAUCAGCCAACACGGAGAGUGGCAGCGAGAACAGUGACAACUGCAGUGGGAAAGGUCAGGAAGCAGACAAGUUCCUCUCUGCAGCUCCUUCAUCUCCCCUCAGGAAGCAGGAGGUGGAAAAUCUCAGGUGCUCCAUCCUGGCCUGCAGCGCCUACGUGGCGCUGGCGCUGGGAGACAACCUGAUGGCUCUGAACCACGCCGAGCAGCUGCUGCAUCAGACCAAACUCUCCGGAUCUCUCAAGUUCUUGGGUCAUCUCUACGCAGCGGAAGCCCUCAUCUCACUGGACAGGAUUUCUGAUGCCAUCGCUCACCUGAACCCGGAGAACGUCAGCGACGUGUCUGUGGGAGUCCAGAGCAGCGACCAGGACCAGGGUCCUGAUAAAGGAGACGAGCCCGUGGAGCCCUCAGGGAAGAAGACCCCCCAGUGUUACCCCAGCAGUGUGACAGCAGCCCGGGCCAUGAUGCUCUUCAACCUGGGCAGCGCCUACUGCUUAAGGAGCGAGUACGACAAGGCUCGCAAGUGUCUGCAGCAGGCUGCGUCGAUGGUGAACACCAAAGAGAUCCCACCUGAGGCCAUCCUCCUGGGGGUCUACCUGGAGCUGCAGAACGGAAACACCCAGCUGGCGCUGCAGAUCAUCAAGCGGAACCAGCUGCUGUCCCCGGCAGUCCAACAGGUGUCCCCAGACUCCCGGAAGAAACCCCCCCAGUCCUUCCAGCCCGUCCAGCCCGUCCAGCUGCCCCCGCCCUUCACACAAGCCCAACGGAAGUGAGGCUCCACCAGACCGCUAUGAACUGCCCCCCCCUCUGGAGUCCUCCGCCACCAGCUGAUGGACAUUUCACUUCACUCUCUUGAGUUGGUUUCCUGAAGAGUGAAAAUAAAUUGUAUCUAAUGUCGUGUGGAUCUGUGGCUGCUGUGAUGUUAGAACCCGUUGAAGG
Molecule: messenger RNA, 2638 nt
Organism: Cololabis saira (Pacific saury)
Lineage: Eukaryota; Metazoa; Chordata; Actinopteri; Beloniformes; Belonidae
Product: CCR4-NOT transcription complex subunit 10-like
Exons: 18
Coding region: 172-2472 (766 amino acids)
Biological process (GO): negative regulation of translation; mRNA catabolic process
Cellular component (GO): CCR4-NOT complex
Molecular function (GO): protein binding
Source: RefSeq, a predicted model, not a curated record